UCUUUGUGAAUACAACAAUCAACAGAUUUCGAACAAAUAUGAAAUUCGCAAUUGUCUUCGCCGCCCUCUUCGCUGUUGCCUUGGCCGCUCCAGCCACUCAGGAUUAUGCCAAUGCUGAAGUUAUUCGUUUGGAAUCCGAUGUCAGGCCCGAAGGUUAUAACUUUGCUUUGGAAACCAGCGAUGGCAAAACUCACCAAGAAGAAGGUUCCUUGAAGAAUGUCGGCUCCGAAGAUGAAGCUAUCGUGGUCCGCGGUUCUUACUCCUUCGUUGCUGACGAUGGCCAAACCUACACAGUCAACUAUGUUGCCGAUGAGAAUGGUUUCCAACCCGAAGGUGCUCAUUUGCCCAACAUUGCCCACUAAAAGAGAGCGCGCAUCCGUUGGCUGAAAUGAACCCUGCAUACACAAUCUUUACUCUCAUACCAAGUAGACAAGAGCUGUUUAAAUCCAAAAAAAAAAACAUUGUUGUAAAACAAUUAAAAAUGUUAUAGUAUUAGUUGCAAAUAAAGGCAUAAAGUGUUGAAAACCUUAAAAAAAAAUCCAA
Stomoxys calcitrans (stable fly) is the source of this 543-nucleotide messenger RNA. Its product is annotated as larval cuticle protein 65Ag1. The transcript is spliced from 2 exons. Gene Ontology annotation, molecular function: structural constituent of chitin-based larval cuticle. NCBI's taxonomy places the organism in Eukaryota, Metazoa, Arthropoda, Insecta, Diptera, Muscidae. The record is from RefSeq and is a predicted model, not a curated record. Bases 39 to 362 code for a protein of 107 amino acids. Gene Ontology annotation, cellular component: chitin-based extracellular matrix.